This is a messenger RNA of Sparassis crispa, 1314 nucleotides long. Its product is annotated as Chromosome segregation in meiosis protein. The transcript has 3 exons. Gene Ontology annotation, biological process: replication fork arrest; replication fork processing; DNA damage response. The record is from RefSeq and is a predicted model, not a curated record. Gene Ontology annotation, cellular component: nucleus; replication fork protection complex. Gene Ontology annotation, molecular function: DNA binding. The coding region runs from base 1 to 1314 and encodes 437 amino acids. NCBI's taxonomy places the organism in Eukaryota, Fungi, Basidiomycota, Agaricomycetes, Polyporales, Sparassidaceae.
AUGGCUUCCACUGCGCUGGCAGACAUCUGGGACGAGCCCAUCAUCAACACUUCCCCCCGCACCACCACACGCAGUGUGCACGGACAUGACAACGGCGAAGACGGUGGCGACAACUCGCCACGCCCAACCAAACGCCCGCGCUCCACUCUCUUCCUCGAAUCUGACGACGAGGCACCCAAGCCUCCCUCUCCGAAAGCCACUGGGCCCACUCAGGAGCACCCCGACAUAGAUGCGCUUUUUGACGACCUCGACGAUGAUCCGGAGCACGCGUUUCAGGACCUCGCUCCUUCGCUCGACCUCGACGCGCUGCGGCGCCAGGCCGAUGUCGUGAAUGCGAGAUCACUUCCCCUAGCCCCUCAUGAGGUCCUCCCAAGUAGCUCUCCCAGCAAGGAUGCCGAUGGUAAUGCUGUAGGACAAGGGGGAAAGAAGGGGGAGAAUGGACGGAAGGAACGGAAGAAGAUUCCGCGACUGGAUGAGGCGCGUUUGCUAGGCCCGGACGGUUUUCCGGCCCUCAUCAAGCAGACGAAGAAUUUCAGGCCAAAGGGAAAGGGCCAUGAGGCGUUGGAUCUGAACAGGCUCCUGCAGGUCUACCAGUUCUGGACGCACAAGAUGUACCCGCGCACGCAGUUCCGCGAUACCACCCAGAGGGUGGAGAAAUUCUGCCACUCGAAGCGGAUGCAGUACGCCCUGCGGACAUGGCGCGACGAGUCUAAGGGCAUCUUCCCCGACCGUCCAGCCGAUGAGACUAUCGAUUUGACGUCGGAUGCCGAACACGACAGCGAGGGCGAGGGUGACGCUGAGCGAGCAAAGGCAAACGAUGCUCCAAGCGGCGAAGCGCAGGAGCAGAGCGUACGGCUGCCCGCUCCCGCUGCGACCAAUUCUCCACGUGUUCGUCUUAAUUCUACUAUAGACGUACCCGAUGACGACUUCGACAUCGACGCCAUGAUCCGGGAAGACGAGGAACAGCGUGCCGCGGCUGCCUCGCUCGCUCUCAAUUCUCAGUCAAGCGCAGCGCGAGGUGCGACUCUCGAUAUCACAGACGAAGACGAGGCAAUGUGGGACGAGCUCGGUGCGUUCGCAGACGAGCCUGCUCUACCUCCCCAGUCCUCUAGCCCCGCACCUGUGCAAGCUCCAGACGAUGAUGAGGAGAUGUGGGAUAUUGUCCGGGAAAUGGAGGCUGAAGCGGCCGCGCAACACGCUCAAGGGUCGGGAGCUCCUGUGCGCAACGCUACACCCUCGGAUGCGAGUCCUUCUCAACUGCAGGAUAGCAGGCAAGCCACCAAUGAGGAGGGAUGGGACGAGAUGUAUGCAUGA